AUGAAGCUAAUUGGCUUUCAAUCAUAUAAGAAUGCACACAAACCAGCAUUGACACCUGAGCACAAGCUGAAAAGACUCUCCUGGUGCUUGGACAAAGUCGGAUGGGGGCCAGAACAGUGGAGAAAGGUUGUUUGGUCCGAUGAGUCCAAAUUCAUGGUUCUCGGUAAUGAUGGUGGCUCUAGGGUGAUCCGAAAAGAAGGUAAAAGGUACAAUGAUUAUUACAUUAUCAAAACCAAGAAGUUUGGAAGCGGCUCUGUGAUGCUUUGGGGAUGCUUUUGGGCUGGAGGCUACGGACCGUUAGUAGCACUUGAUGGCCGAGUAAAUCAGGACAGAUACAUCGAGUGUUUGGACAAGAGCUACUUGCCAUGGAUAGCUGAUGUGAUGAAGAAUGAGGAAGGCAACUUUGUUCUUCAAGAAGAUGGUGCUUCCUGUCAUACAGGUAGAAUUUCUACAAGUUGGAAGGAGGAUCAACCACUGGUCAACAGUUUUAGCUUCUGGCCGGCUCAAAGCCCCAAUUUGAAUCCAAUCGAACAUCUGUGGGCCACCAUGGAGAAGCGAAUUGAGAGCAAGAGGCAUCGCAUUGAUAAUGCAGAACAAUUGCUUGCGUGUAUCCAUGAGGAGUGGAAUAACUUGGAUCUUGAUCUGGCGGAGAGAUUGGUUGCAAGUAUGACAUCUGGAUGUCAAGCUGUAAUAAAUACAAGAGGCGAAAUAACACGCUACUAA
This is a messenger RNA of Mucor velutinosus, 723 nucleotides long. RefSeq lists its product as uncharacterized. NCBI's taxonomy places the organism in Eukaryota, Fungi, Mucoromycota, Mucoromycetes, Mucorales, Mucoraceae. Gene Ontology annotation, molecular function: nucleic acid binding. The record is from RefSeq and is a predicted model, not a curated record. The coding region runs from base 1 to 723 and encodes 240 amino acids. The transcript has a single exon.